AUGGAGACUUCCAACAUUACCACUCAUCCCACCACGGUUGAGCAGGCCAAGGCCUUCACUGCGCCUGGCUCUCUGUCCUUCCCCGGCGGCGCCCAGGAGUUUGCUCCCCUGGCUCCCAACGGUCAGGUCAGCAACCAGCAGGUCGCAAACGGCAAUGGGGUGACUCCCGCGACCCCCGCUGCGACGCCUGGUGCCUUGGUGGGCGGUAGUGGCCUCACACCCACGCUUCAGAACAUCGUUGCCACGGUCAAUCUCGAUUGCCGCCUGGACCUCAAGACGAUUGCCCUGCACGCGAGGAAUGCCGAGUACAACCCCAAGCGUUUCGCCGCUGUUAUCAUGCGUAUCCGCGAGCCCAAGACGACCGCGCUGAUCUUCGCCUCUGGCAAGAUGGUUGUCACUGGUGCCAAGUCCGAGGACGACUCGAAGCUUGCCUCGCGCAAGUACGCUCGAAUCAUUCAGAAGCUCGGCUUCAACGCCAAGUUUACCGACUUUAAGAUUCAGAACAUUGUCGGCUCGUGCGACAUCAAGUUCCCCAUUCGUCUCGAAGGUCUGGCGUCCCGCCAUCACAACUUCAGCUCCUACGAGCCUGAGUUGUUCCCUGGUCUCAUCUACCGCAUGAUUAAGCCGAAGAUUGUGCUUCUCAUCUUCGUCAGCGGUAAGAUCGUUCUCACGGGCGCCAAGGUCCGUGAGGAGAUUUACCAGGCCUUUGAGAUGAUCUACCCCGUGCUGCAGGAUUUCCGCAAGGUCUAA
Messenger RNA from Verticillium nonalfalfae, 750 nucleotides. RefSeq names its product TATA-box-binding protein (gene SPT15). Gene Ontology annotation, biological process: DNA-templated transcription initiation. The record is from RefSeq and is a predicted model, not a curated record. The coding region runs from base 1 to 750 and encodes 249 amino acids. Gene Ontology annotation, molecular function: RNA polymerase II general transcription initiation factor activity; DNA binding. The transcript is spliced from 4 exons. Lineage: Eukaryota; Fungi; Ascomycota; Sordariomycetes; Glomerellales; Plectosphaerellaceae.